Molecule: messenger RNA, 1295 nt
Organism: Ruditapes philippinarum (Manila clam)
Lineage: Eukaryota; Metazoa; Mollusca; Bivalvia; Venerida; Veneridae
Exons: 3
Coding region: 6-935 (309 amino acids)
Source: RefSeq, a predicted model, not a curated record
UAGAUAUGAUUUUGGGACUUGAAAAAGGAGGCGGUGACGAACAAAGGCCAGAGGUGUCUAUUUUAGAUGAUAACAAAAAAGCUGCAUUAGCCUGUAUAAAGAAGUAUUUGACGGAAGAUUAUGACAAACAUGAAAAAUGCAUUUUGAAAUUAUCAGAAAUGGAUAAUGAAGUGGAGGUGAAGGCUAUCCUUGCUGUUCAUCUCUUUGCACCUUUGAUUCCUGAUCUACCUGAUACUGACCAGUAUGGUAUUGACAAUGAACACUUUCCUAAAGAUGAACAACAAAGGAAGUGUCCAUCAUGUGGUCAAAAGCUUAGGUUUACAGAUACAUCAUUUGGAAAUAUUGAAGUUUGGCAUGGUAAUGCUGAUAUGAUUUUAAAUAAAUGUACCGUCACUGUGAACAAAGAAUAUGAUGAAGCUAGAAGAUCAACCAGACAUCAAGCAGAACAUUACGACAGUGAUUCCGAUGCCAGUGUUAGUUCAAGUUCUAGCUUUUCAUUUGUUGAGGUUAAAUGUCAUGAAAAGGCAGGUGAGAAACAGUUAUGUAGGCAAGAAGAAGCAGAGGCUCAAGCUAUAGCACAGACAAUUACAAAUGCAUUCUGUGAGGAAAGUAAUAGAGAUGAGUUAAUUCCAUCUUUUUUAGCUACAAAUGAAAAGGUUAAGAUCUACAUGUACUGUUGUAGCAAAGAUGUACUCCUUGAAAGUAAUUACAUACCUAUUUGUCCAAAUGGGUCAUUGAGCAUAAAAACUCUGGUAUUGGUGUGGCUGGCAUUAAAUUUUGACUUCUAUCAAGUAUCAGAUGUCUUUGGUGAGAAAUUCAGAGACAGACUUGAAUAUGAAUUGCCACUAUCAAAUUUUCAUAAAAUUGUAGGUGAAGAUGCCUUGAAACUCUAUCAGCAUGAAGCAAGUAGACAUUUAAUAAAAAAAACAAGGUGACCAAAUGAGAAGUAGAGAUACCAUUUCAUCCUAGUUUUUACAAACUUUCAAUUAUUGACAAAGAUAUGUUUGAUAUCAUUCAGCUGAUGGAUAAAAUAAGUUUAAUAGGGAAGAAAUAAUUUUGAACAAAACAAUCUGGACAAGAAAGCUUGUUAAUACUUUUAUUGCAUAUGUAAACCUGUUGUCAGUGCUUUUAUAGUAGAAGGUUGAAUACUACUAAAACUUUUACCUGGGAUUGUGAGAGAUGUUUGGCUCUCCAUUAUUUGUAUGAAAGUCAAAUUGACACAAGGGUCUGCAAUAUUUUCAAUUAUUGGCCGGGUUGCACUGGUGCAAACCUGGGUUAUAGUAUGGUGAAUGUUG